This is a messenger RNA of Closterium sp. NIES-67, 1530 nucleotides long. Lineage: Eukaryota; Viridiplantae; Streptophyta; Zygnematophyceae; Desmidiales; Closteriaceae. The record is from the annotation of a GenBank genome assembly.
AACUCUCACAUACCCUUUCCACCCCCACUCUCUCUGACUCUCUUUCUCACUCACUCUCCUAUUCCGCCACGCAGCGCGCUUCUAGCUUGAAACCGAGAGUUUUUAAGCUUAGAACCUCUCGUCACACAUUACUCUCGUCACCACCGCACAGCUCUUUCCCUCUGUUCUCCUAACUGAAACUCGUCAAGUUCGGACGGUUGUCGUAUUUUCAUCUUCCUCCACUCGUCCACCUUGAUAGCACCCGACCAAGCCGUGGCCGUGGGCCGUCCCUUCCCCAGCGCCCUCGAGCGCCUCUCGAGCUCGUCGUCCCGUACAGCGGAGCGCGCUCCCCCUCGUCCUCUCCGAGCCCCUCCGCUUUGCCCCUCAUCCCCCUUCCAUUUCGCCCCCCCUCCCCCUCCUCCGCCUUUUCCCUCUUCCCCCUCCUCCGCUUUCGCCCAUCUUCCCCGUUCGUUUUCCCCCUCGUUCCCUUCCCCGUCCCCUCUCUCUACUUCCCCGUCUCCCCUCCCUCCGUCGUAACCCCGCUGGUUUCCCCCGUCGUUUUCCCCUCACUUUCCCCCCCCAGUUUUCCCUCCGCGCCCUUCCGUCCCCCUCCAUUUUUCCCAUCUCUUCCCCUUCCGUUUCCCGCUACCUCCCGUUUGUUUCUCCCCUUCUCGUCCACCUCGUUCUCCCAUCUCUCCUCCACUCCGUUUUCCCCCCUCUUCCUCUCCACUGUGCCCCCAUCUCCCCCCUCCUUCCGCCCUCACCCCCCCUCCAGUUUCCUUUCCAUCCUCCACAUUUCCCCUCUCGUCUCGCUUUCCCGCUUCUCCCUCUCUCCGUUUCCCCCCCGUCCUCUCCACUUUCCCCUUGUUCCCCCCCUCCUUUUGUUAUCCCCUUUCCAAAUGGCGGGUGGCUCUGUCGCAGAGCGUCCUGCGUGCGAUGGCGGCGAGGGCGAACGACGCCAGCGAAUCAAAGCAGUCGCAUCGUGUGAAGUGCGACGGCCUUUAGUGGGCGAAGCGGCGGAGUGCGACGAGAGCGUCGUGGCGGGCCGGCAACGGGCUGAGCAGCGUGCGGCGAAGGACACGACGCAGGGGGAGGCUGGGGAGUUGGGCGUUGAAGGAAUGGGCGCGAACGGUGGAGGGGAUCGGGUGGGGGAGAGUGGAGGGGUGGGGCGGCCUGAAGGGGAGAGAGGGUUGCGAGAGGCGUCGAUGGGUGGCGCGGAGGGGGGGGAAGAGAAGCGGGCGCAGGGGGAAACGGGGCAGGGGGAGGGGGAGGGCGCGAAGGCGGAGGUUGCGGGUGGCAGUGGCGGAGGGGAGGGGGAAGGUGAUCAUUCGCGGCGAGUGAAGGCCGCUUUUAUAUACGGCAAUUACAAGCAUUAUUACGGAUACAGGAGAAAAAAGGGCUGAAGCCUAAAACCUAAAAUCGGAAGCCUUGACCCCUGACUAAACCCUAACCCCGAACCCGAAAGCUCAAACCCGUAAAGUACCCUAAACCGCUGAACCGAAGGCUGUAAACUGUGAAGCUAGGUGGUUUGUGGCGCUAAUGCUGUGUGGC